UUAUAUCUGAUUAUAAUUAUAUAUUACUUUUUAGUCAGGACUGACUGAGCAAAGUAGAAAAAGCGAAGUUACUCUUCAGGCCGCAGAGAUGGCAGUUUUGUCUUUUGUUCGUCAACAUACACCACCAGGCAAAUGUCCAUUGGCUGGGAAUUCCAUUCAUGCAGAUAAAAAAUUUCUCGAAAAAUUCAUGCCUGAAUUUAUGAAGCAUUUACACUAUCGGAUCGUUGAUGUUAGUACAAUCAAAGAAUUGUGCAGACGAUGGUAUCCUGAAGAGUAUAAGGAAGGUUUAAGAAAAAAGGCUACACAUCGGGCUCUGGAAGAUAUUAUUGAAAGUAUUAGUGAACUGAAAUAUUAUAAGAAAUCCAUCUUUAAGUAAAGAGUUAAAUUCAUCUGUCAAAUUUACCAUAUAUCAUAAAUUUGUAUAUUAAAUAAGCCCAGAAUUAGCAUCAGUGAGCUCAUACCUGUCAACCAAGAUCACCAAUCUGGCAAACAUUCAAUUUAAAAUUUUCAUUUAUCUUAUUAUCGUAGUCAUGCUAUAUGAACUAUUCACCUCUGCAAGACAAAGCUAAAUUUCACAUAAUUUAAAAAACUGUUGCUUUUAAUCAUGCAAGAAAACAUGAGUUAUAAUUUUCUUAGACAAACCAAUAUUAUGUACUUGUAUACUGAUCAUUAUCAAAAAUAAUUAGAAAUUUACAUAUAGUAAUCCUCCAGUCAUUUGGCUCUCAUUCUUUUAAACCAGUUUUCAACUAUAAAUGGCACCAUUUGCACUUAGUAUGGUAUACAUUUCAAAUGUGAUUAUUAUUUUACAACAUAGAAUAAAUAUUAUUGCAAACUUUAAUUAUUGUUUCAUUAUUUCCUUUGCAAUCAGGAUUUUCAGUUACAAACAAAAAAUAUUUUUUGAAGUACACUUCAAUAUAAAUUUUAAAUAAUAGUUUUAUAAGUUUUAAAAAAUUUUUUAAUUUAAAUCCAAGGUCUGCAUUGUACUUUUAUUUUAUUUAUUGUUCUCAUGAAUUAUGAUAGCAACACAAAAUGAUUUAAAUAUAAAAUUUUAGUACAUAUUAUUUUUAAUAGGACUUCAUGACAUUGCCUUUCUCAGAAGCCAAUACAACAAAACAUAACACAAGAAAAAAACAGAAAAUAAAACAUUAAAAAA
This is a messenger RNA of Centruroides sculpturatus (bark scorpion), 1153 nucleotides long. RefSeq names its product oligoribonuclease, mitochondrial-like. The transcript is spliced from 3 exons. Bases 89 to 376 code for a protein of 95 amino acids. Gene Ontology annotation, cellular component: mitochondrion. NCBI's taxonomy places the organism in Eukaryota, Metazoa, Arthropoda, Arachnida, Scorpiones, Buthidae. Gene Ontology annotation, molecular function: nucleic acid binding; 3'-5'-RNA exonuclease activity. The record is from RefSeq and is a predicted model, not a curated record.